This is a messenger RNA of Pseudogymnoascus destructans, 729 nucleotides long. RefSeq lists its product as uncharacterized. Bases 1 to 729 code for a protein of 242 amino acids. Gene Ontology annotation, cellular component: cytoplasm. Lineage: Eukaryota; Fungi; Ascomycota; Leotiomycetes; Thelebolales; Thelebolaceae. The record is from RefSeq and is a predicted model, not a curated record. The transcript is spliced from 3 exons. Gene Ontology annotation, molecular function: 2-oxoglutarate-dependent dioxygenase activity.
AUGGCUCCUUCCGUCGCAGAAAUCCAACAAGAGCAGGUCGCUCCAGUCGUCACCAAGCAAGCACCAGUAGUCGCAGUACCAGAGGCUCAACAGAGACAUCGGCAGAUGCUCCAGCCCGAAGAGUCCGCAGGCAAAUCGACGAAGAGGGAGGAACUACCACAGCAAAAAACCCACACUACCUUCCGGUUUACUACUAUGACCAGAACAAAAUACACCAAGCUGGCCCCCGCAACCGGCUCCGAAGUCAGCGGCGUGCAACUCAGCCAGCUCUCCGCCGCCGGCAAGGACCAACUCGCCCUCGUCGCCCAGCGCAAGGUCGUCGCAUUCCGUGACCAGGACUUUGCCGAUCUCCCCAUCAAAGACGCCCUCAACUUCGGCAGCUACUUCAUCCACCUCGUCCACCGCGUCGGCAGCAAAGGUGAGCUGGACAACUUCUUCGCCGGCCGCAAUGUCUCCUACGAGGCGCAACCCCCCGGAACCACCUUCCUCUACGUCUUCGACACCCCCGAGACCGGCGGCGACACCGCCUUCGUCAACCAAGUCGAGGCCUACAACCGCCUCUCGCCCGCCAUCAAGCAGCGCCUCCACGGCCUCAAGGCCGUCCACUCCGGCAUCGAGCAAGCCGAGUUCAGCCACAAGCGUGGCGGCGUAGUGAGGAGGCAUUUGGCGCGCAUCCCUCAGGCUGAGAGGCCAGUGGAGACUCCAUAUGUAGCGGAGAGUGAGCCAUGA